UGCGCCAGGGAAGGAGGCUUGAGGGGAGUGUGCGAGCAGCUGCCAGACGUCUCCCUCGCCUCCGCUGCCACCGUCCGCUACCUCUCUCCAGUGCGUGGCUUCUUUCUCCUAGUGUACGGGAAGAGGUGAGAGGAAAAGAAAAGGGGCAGUGUGGGGGACCCAGGAAGGCGCAAGAAGAAGGAGUGGUUCUAGUGGAGGAGACAGAGCUUGCAGCGCCCCGCAGACGGGUGGGAGCUCCCCUCGGCCUGCAGCCGGGAGAAGAGAGUGAGCAAGUCCUGGAGCUGCUCCCAGCGGCAGCAGCAGCACCACCACCACCUAGCCAACACCACCGGCGCUCAACCAGCACCAGCACCCGCACCCGCACCCGCACCCGCAACCCAACCAGCAGCAGCACCAGCAGCGCGCGAGGCGGAGAGGUUUAGCGAGUCCUGCCGCCCAGGCUCGCCGAGACUAAGACCGCAGGACGCGGCUGCCGCCACUCAUCUCUCCUCCGGGAGCCAGACGCGAGCUGCUCCUGAGGCUGCUCCGUGGGUCUCCGGCUUCCUUCGGCAGAGGUCGUGUUGGUGGGGGAGCUGUUCUUCAUCAGGGUCCUCGGGCUGAGUCUCCUGGCAUUUAGCAUCUGCCCUCAAUGGGACACUUUGGGCUUCGCCCUGGGAAGGGUUUCCUUGCACAGCGCGAGUUUUGCAACCUGAAGCACGCGGACAAAGUUUGGAAAUGGGGAGGGAGAGAUUGAGGAGCGGCCGCACUUGCUGUUGCACUUGCUUCUAACAAGCUUCCUCUGCACCCCCCCCCCCCCCCGCGUUCUCCUCUCCUUUCUGUCUCCUGUGCUCUGUUGCCGAGGGGGAUAAAGCAGCUCCCGCCUCGCCUGUCACCCUGGAAUCUGACGGCUUGGGUCCCUCAGGAGUAGAAUUAAUUGGUCCAGUGGAGAGGGCGUGGGCCGGGGAAAGGCUUUUGGGGAGCGCAUUCUCGGUGGGAUGCCCGUGGAGUUGACGCUUGCUUGGGAACACCUCUGAGAGCUAUCGCUCCCCACAACCACAGUGGGGACGUUCCUAGCGGCUCCUCUGACUUGCCUCUGGAGCCACCAAGGCCUCCAUUCUUUCAGACUCCUGCAAGCUCCUGCCCCACUACGCUCCACCACGACUAUACCCGGCUAGGGCGCCUGAGAAUGUGGGAAUGAUGACUUAGGAGCCGCCCUCUCCAUCAAAUCAUUGAUCAACCCUGGCCUGGAAGGGGAAAGAAGGGCGCUGACCUCAUGGAAAGGGGCAGACUCCGCCAGGACUUCUUCUGAACCCCUCCGUGACUGUCCCCUGUACUCAGCACCGGGCCCUUUGCCAAAGCCCCGGGUCCGGGCACUAACCCACCUAGGUGUCCCCGCGGGGCCCCUCCUCCCACUGGAGCCUGCGCCGCCCCGCGCUCCGGGUGGUGCCAUGUGGGGCGGACGUCUGUGGUCCUCCUCGCCCUCCUCCUCCUCCUCCUCGGCCUCCUCCCCCACCAUUCUGCAGCUGCUGCUGGCGGCGCUGUUGGCGGCGGGGGCGCGGGCCAGCGGGGAGUACUGCCACGGCUGGCUGGACGCGCAGGGCGUCUGGCGGAUCGGCUUCCAGUGUCCCGAGCGCUUCGACGGCGGCGAUGCCACCAUCUGCUGUGGCAGCUGCGCCUUGCGCUACUGCUGCUCCAGCACCGACGCGCGGCUCGACCAAGGCGGCUGCGACAACGACCGCCAGCAGGGGGGCAGUGAGCCCGGCCGCUCGGACAAAGACAGCCCCGACGGCGCCGCAGUGCCUAUCUAUGUGCCCUUCCUCAUCGUGGGGUCGGUGUUCGUGGCCUUUAUCAUCCUGGGAUCUUUAGUGGCUGCUUGCUGCUGCAGAUGUCUGCGGCCCAAGCAGGAGCCUCAGCAGAGCCGAGCCCCCGGAGGUAAUCGAUUGAUGGAAACGAUUCCCAUGAUUCCAAGUGCCAGCACCUCUCGUGGGUCCUCCUCCCGUCAAUCGAGUACUGCUGCCAGCUCCAGUUCCAGCGCCAAUUCCGGUGCCAGAGCUCCUCCGACGAGGUCACAGACCAACUGCUGCUUGCCAGAAGGGACCAUGAAUAAUGUAUAUGUCAACAUGCCAACUAAUUUCUCAGUGUUGAACUGUCAGCAGGCUACCCAGAUUGUGCCCCACCAAGGACAAUACCUGCACCCCCAGUAUAUGGGCUACACAGUGCAACAUGACUCCAUGCCCAUGACCCCUGUGCCACCCUUCCUGGACGGUCUGCAAACUGGGUACAGGCAGAUCCAGUCUCCUUACCCCCAUGCCAGUAGCGAACAGAAGAUGUACCCAGCAGUCACUGUGUGAACUCAUGGACCACAAAACUGGCUUUCAGUACCUAAGAUGAACAGGCAAGAAAGACUCUGGGAAUGAAUUCACCAACAGUCCAUUGGUAAAGAAUUCUCUAAACGGGAAGUCCUUGCAUGUUGGACAGCAUUUUUGGGGAAAGCAUUUCUUUUUGAUGGGCUCAUUUGCUCCAAAAUCUAUGACAAUUUCUCUUAAUUAGCAUUUCCAGAUAUGUUUCAUUCCAGUGCAUGAUUUUUAGUGGGAAAAAAAGGAUUAUGUUUAAAGUGUACAUGCUUUUUUGACAGCUCUGUGUGUGUGUGUGUGUGUGUAUGUGUGUGUGGGUGUGUGGGUGUGUGGGUGUGUGGUGUGAGCAUGAGUGUGAAAGAGAGAUGCUUGAGCCAACAAGUGCCCUUUAGGUACAGUAGUCAAAAGAAUUUUGUAAGUUACUAGAGUAAGGUGGUUUCUUUUUUUCCCCCACUCCCACCCCUUAACUGUAUGAGAUCAUGAUAUUAGUUACCUCUUUUUCCCUUGACUAUUUUGUAGACAAUCAAAUUGGCAAUGGAAAAGAAUGUAAUACAAUCAUAAAUGAAAAACCUGUUUUCUAUCUAAAACUGUCCAUUGGAGCUCAGCAUUUCCCAGGCACAUCUUAGUUUCGAUGUAAAUUUAUGUAUUUUGUCUAGUUUUGUGAUUGUGAAAAGCUCCUUUAUUUAUGUAGUAAUCUUAUGACAAAAUGGUUUUUUAUGUACAAAAAAAAAAUCACCCUUCACUGAGAUAUGGUAUAGAGGCUUUACCAAGCAAGACUCUGGGGUUAUUUUUAAUCUUGAAGAAGAUUAAAGAAGGGUGGAACAGCAAUAAAACCAUGAACUCUCUUCCUGAUUGUAUUUUAAUCUGACUUUACCAUAGCAUCGAAUAAGGUGCAAGACUUGGUUAUUCAUCUUAAUGAUAUUUUGUGCUUUCAAUUAAAAAAAAUCAGUUACUGCCAUCCCCUGGGUUACUUUUUGCUGUGGGAAGGUGUCCAUUUCAGCAUUUUAUUCUGCUUGGGUUAUCAGAGGCUGAAUUCCUGGACAGUAGUGAGUACAUUUCAGCUGUAGAUGAAAAAGGAGGGUCAAUAUUUCUGCCUAGAUCUGAUGAGAACGAUUUACUGUUUACAUAUGAUCAACACAGAUAAAACCAUCUACAAAUUUAUUUAAUAGGACUUUUCUACCAUGAUCCAAGUGUUGAGGGGUAAAUUUAUACCACAGACUUAUGACCUUUGGCCAAAAUAGGAGUAUCUAGCAGUUACAGGAGAAUGUGCAAAUAUAUACCCUUCAAUGAACCUUCUCUGACAUGGCUUGCUAUUUUCCCCCCUGGACAUCAAGGACUCUUGUCAUAUCAAAAGAAAGGUUUACAAAUAUGCUAGCUUUAUUCAGUAAAGAAGCUAGGCAUGUCUUGUUGUUUUCCUCUCUCAGUCUCUCUGCAGGAAGCACUCCAUUCAUUGCACAUACUCAGAUAAGGACCCCUGCUCUGAUUUAUGAAAUUCAGGUGAAUCUCUUUGUAUAUUGUUUACGUAUUAAGGAAAAAAAGUAAGUUAAGUAUGUGGAAAUUAUUUUAUUAGCUGGUGGAAACAUAAGAUUCUGAUUGUUAAUUAAAGUUUUGUGAAGUGUGGUAUUUUACAUGUUUUGAUAAUGUAAGACUAUGUCGGCAUCUGGUAUGAUUUUAAAAUUUCAAAAAAGGAUUCCUAAGAUGUUUUUACAAUUGAAGAAAAAGCAUA
Molecule: messenger RNA, 4059 nt
Organism: Vombatus ursinus (common wombat)
Lineage: Eukaryota; Metazoa; Chordata; Mammalia; Diprotodontia; Vombatidae
Gene: SHISA2
Product: shisa family member 2
Exons: 2
Coding region: 1428-2330 (300 amino acids)
Biological process (GO): negative regulation of fibroblast growth factor receptor signaling pathway; negative regulation of Wnt signaling pathway
Cellular component (GO): endoplasmic reticulum
Source: RefSeq, a predicted model, not a curated record